AUUUUUGUCUAGCAAGUUUCGUAUGGCAUGCGUUUGAAUUGUGUGAACAGACUAGGACGCAAACUGCCUCAGUUAUAUAUUCAAAUAGCGAGAAGUAGCUGCACAGACAGGCUAAUUGUACCGUGCUGUCGAAUCGACACAGCUUGAGGGCGAGCGCGAGUAAUCUAGUCAUGGCUGAUGAUCUGAGCACCGAGGACGUCAUACCAGAAGCACUGGAGAGAGAGAUAGCUGGUGGUACGGCCGGCCAGGAGGCCGAAGAGGAGGAACGUGUCGAGCGAGGUGAGGGGAAUGAGGUUGGGACUAUCGAAGAUUUGCUGGAAUUGGCGGAAAAGUUGGUGAAUUGCAAGUCGCGUUUUCUGGUACAACAUGGUGUCUCUAUCUACGAGGACUUGAGGUGCGCCCGCGACCAGGACACGCGCUACUUGUAUGCGCUGGGGAAAUACAGGUUGGGCCGGUACCACGAGGCUAUGGAGAUUUUGAACUCGCCUGCGUCGGGUCUGUCUCCCGAGAAGGAGGCGAAGGACGUUGCUUUGAGACAGGUGUGUAUGCGCAAGUUGGGUUCGAGGAGCGAUAGCAAGCCCAACUUGGAGCGCCUGAAGUCGGGCCUGGAGGCUAGAGACGCUGGCCCGCGGCGGCGUUCGAAGUCGAAUAAGGAGCUGCAUAACCAGUCAGUGAGGGAAAAAGCGGCGAUCGAGAAGGCGGCCUCGGAUGAGCGAGCGGAGGGCAAGGGUUUGAGUCGAGACGCGGACACAAAGGGCGCCGAGCCGACUGGUGCGUUUGAGUCUCGCAAUAGAGCGGGAAGCAACAGCAGGACGUUGAAAUUUUCGUCUGGUGACGUGGAUCUGUCUAGAAUUUUGAAUUUUGUACCAGAUUUGGGCGAUUUGACGUCUGUUUUCAGCACCGACAGUUCUCUUGACAGCGGCACUUCGUGUACCAGCGACUCCUACGAGAGUGGCAGCAGUGCGGAAGUGGAGGCGCCUGGUCAUCAAGGGCCCGCCUCAGCAGAGAUCGGUCACCCGCUCCGCGGCGAUAAGUCCUCGUAUCAAGAGGCGCCGGCUAGAAAAGUCGCACCCGCGACGAGGGCUCGUGACGUUGGUUCACGUUUGGACGCGAGGAGUCACAGCCGCUCCGUGAACAUUUCGGCGAUGCGCUCUUCGGUGGCGCCGCCGUCACUGAGCGAAGACAGAGGGUUGAUGGACCUGCGAUCGAGCGCUGUCUUACCGCCGCGCACCUUGAAGGUGCCGCCGCCGACCCUGAAAGCGGCCCCGGCGCCGAAAAUGCCCUUGCCGCCCAUGCCGAGGACGCGGCCCCCCUCACUACCGAAGACAGUGCCCCCGUGCACGCGAGAAGGCGAAGAGGCAAAGCCGCCGGUGCCAUCGUCUAAUGCUGCACCUACACCGCUAUCGAAAGCGUCGCUGCCGUUGCCUCCUUCUGCGCAGAAAGGGCGGUCGCCUCCUUCUGUGCCGAAGGAGCCGUCGCCACUGCUUACGCCGAGGGAGUCGCCGCCACUGCCUCAGGCUGCGCCCCCACCUACGCCGAGGGAAUCGCCGCCAUUACCUCAGGCUGCGCCUUCACUGGCGUCGACGGGACUGCCAUCGUCGUUCCACGUAGCGUCCCCACCAGCGCAGAAGGAGUCACCGCCGCCGUCCCAUCCAACGCCCUCGCCGAUGGCAAAGGAACUGCAGGCAUCGUUGCAUCGCUCUAUGCCUUCCACAGUGUCGAGAGAAAUACUACGCGCAGAAACGGUAUCGAUGUCGUUUAUCACGUCACCUUCUGUACCGGCUCCGUCGGACCCGCCACCACCGCAGACUUCUACAUUAAAGCACCCGGUAUCCAUGGCCUUCCAGAAGGCACCGUUGUCGCAGUCGCCAUCUCCCAUGAAAUUGCCGUCGUCAUCGCUACCUCCGUUGCCCUCCGCGCCACCAAAAGUACAGCCCUCCGUUUCGAGCACGGAUUCGGCAGCCGUCGACGUUCGCGGUACGUCUUCCAUGGCGGGAAUCCCGCCCGAUAAGCCCCCCGUCGUAAAAUCACUGCCAGCAACCCCAACGACCGCACCCGGCAAACAUCUGCCCCCUCCCACCGCAGAACACCCGCCGGGCUCCAGCGUACUUUCAGCAACUUUAUCUAGAGGGCCGUCACUGGGAACGGUCGCUCCCAACAUGCAACCACCCCCGAUUCCGAAACAACCGCCACCCUCAAGACCACCGUCCGUCCCCGUUCUGUACGUCCCCAAGCUGCCACCGCCGCAGACCGGACCCCUCGGACCCCCCUCAGACGCAUCCGCGGACAACGCCUCCUCAGCCAAUCCGCCCCACAAGAGCACCAUCCAUAAACAACACUCCCUCGCUUCGAUCAGCGCCAAACCCCUGCCCAUCACCCUGAAACUACCAGCACUGACUCCGUCCUCCACGCCCGACGACUCCGCCACCUCCCUCGAAACGAACGCCGCGUCCGCGGAAAAAGACCCCGUCACCUCAUCCGACAGCAAACUGGGGCUCAAAUCCCGUCUGAAGCACCUUUCUCUCAUCACCGGCCUCCAAAAGCAGAAAUCCAACACUCGCAACGAAGCGUUCGCCACGGAACUCAAACAAGUCACUCAGUCGCACCGCCCCCUUUCCAUGAGCGUCCGCAACCAAGGACCCGCGCGGCGAGUCCCAACAAGAAGAACAGCCGGCUGAUGAAACACGUCAACCCCCCUUCCCCCCAACCACCACCCUGAGGCGCGUCGGACGCGUCACGCUCUGAACCGCCCCCGUUUUCGGAAGCGACCCAUACACAUAUGGUUUGUAUGUGUGUGUGGACCCAGCAAACCCAGUUUACUCCCACGAAAAUAAUAUAACCCAUCCAAACUCUACGCCAACGGCGCGCCCCCUCUUUUCUACGCGGAUCUAUCCCCGCUCACCAGACCUUCCGAGAGGAACGAAACAUGGCCGAAAGAAAAACUUUGCCGCCCAAAUCUGCGCUUUGCCGUAAAAAAUCUAACGUGUCAAUAAAAUAGUGCCUAUAUAUGUAUACAUAUACACGCUACGUGUAUAUAUAUUGUAUACAUAGAUCUCGAACGUCUGUGAUCCACACA
Schistocerca gregaria is the source of this 3076-nucleotide messenger RNA. RefSeq names its product proteoglycan 4-like. The record is from RefSeq and is a predicted model, not a curated record. Bases 171 to 2678 code for a protein of 835 amino acids. NCBI's taxonomy places the organism in Eukaryota, Metazoa, Arthropoda, Insecta, Orthoptera, Acrididae. The transcript is spliced from 2 exons.